Messenger RNA from Brugia pahangi, 1923 nucleotides. The record is from the annotation of a GenBank genome assembly. NCBI's taxonomy places the organism in Eukaryota, Metazoa, Nematoda, Chromadorea, Rhabditida, Onchocercidae.
AUGAAUACUAAUUUACCAUGUUCUAACGAUAACCAAAAUAUAUCGGAAAAUGAUGGCAAUCAAAAUUUUGCAACAGUUUCCCAGAUUUUGACAAAAACUUCUGUUUCUGCUGAACUGAAUACUAGUUAUAACGUUAUGGAGAAAGAAUCACUUGCUGAGAAAUUUGAAUUUGGGUCUACUGACUAUUCUUCUAACCAAACUUCUGAAAUAUUUGAUCGACACAUUGUUCGCAGUUCACUUCUGGAUCUUACAAAUGUUUCAACACCUGUAGUGCGAUCUCAUCCUGCAGCCUUUCAUUUCUUACCACUCGACCAUUCCUCAAUGGAAAAUACCUCUAAAUACUCGAAAUACUCACAGAUCAUCAGCCCAUUAAAUCUAUCAAAUAGAAGCAGUUUCUCGCAAAUUACGACUGGAACUCCAAAUAAGAGAUGCUCGAGUGUUUCAAAUGAAUCAAGUUCUCUUGGUAAUCACAGCAUGACAAGGCAGUUACAGUGUCAACGCACUCAACAGCGUCCUGCUUUCAAAAGACUUGUUCGGUUCAAAAACGUGCGGGGAGCAUCAAGCAGAAGUAGUUCUGACAAACUUUCCAACUUAUUUCCAACUGCAAUUACACGACAUAGCGAGACAGUUAGUGAAUGUAGCGCCAUUGAGAAAUGUCGAGGCGAUGAUGAAGAUGAUCUUGAAAAUCUGGAAAAUGAAUUCAGCUUCCGAGCGCAUCUGCAAGGUACCAGUAGCAACAGCUUGAUUUCUCCUUCACUUCCGUCAACGUCAACCCCAAAUAAGCUGGAAUCUCGUUAUAAAAAGCGUCGUAUACCUGAUGAGACGGGUAGUACUGAUAGCGCAAAAAGGGUGAAAGACGGCGAGUCAGCGGAAGAAAGCGAUAAUGGUAGGACUGAUGAAAAUUUUGAAGAAGGAAUGGAAAUUGAUAUGGCUGAACCAUCUCCAGCUAGUCAGGACAGUGCAAUUGAAGAUGAAAAUAAUUUGGAUGAUGAAGGAAAUAUUUCAUUUCCUUCAGCUAUGUUUAAUCGAUCUCAUUCGUCAAGUUUUAUGGAAACAGGUGACAACAAAGAGCCUGAACCACCCUCUCAUCUUGAUGUUAAGUAUGAAUUGGAUAUAAUUAGAAAUCCUGAUAUUUCUUCAAGUGCUUUUGCAUGUAUUAGUGCAGAAACCUUGGCCGAUUUGCUCAGGUCGAUGACAAAAGAACAAUUUGCAGAACGAUUUAUACUUAUCGAUUGUCGUUAUCCAUUCGAGUUUAUGGGUGGACAUAUUCGCGGUGCUUAUAACUUAUUCGAUCCAGCUGACGUUGAAGCGGUUUUUUAUCCUAAUAAUAUCAGAGUACGAGCACAAUUAAUGAGCAAAAAGCCGAUAUUCUAUUGCGAAUUUUCGCAAAAACGAGGACCUUCAAUAGCAUAUGAAUUGCGUGCACUUGAUCGUAAAUUCAAUUUUGAAAGAUAUCCAGCGGUAGAUUAUCCGGAAAUGUAUCUGUUGGAAUAUGGUUAUCGCAAUUUCUACUUGUCUUUUAGUAACGAACCAGAUCUUAUUGAACCAAAUGGGUAUGUGGCAAUGAAUGAUGAAGCACAUAUAGAAGAACUAAAGAAUUACAAAUAUCAUCGCAUUAGAACAGUUGCUUCAGUUUAUCAUACAUUGGCAAGAGAUCGCUAUAAUAGACAGCGCAUGGAGUUAAAUACAAGUGCUAUGGAAGUUGAUGUAAACAUGAAGACACCUACUCGUAUGCAUCCGAAGCAUUUAUUUAUGAGCUCACCCGAGUCUCCAUCACAGUUUCCAAGUACUCCUAAGAGCCGUCCUAUACGGGAUAGAAAAGGAGAUGCACCAAGAAGGAGUACUUGUCGUCGAUUGUUUAGUGAUGAUGAUUUUAAAGGAAAUGAUCCGGGUCCUGGUCCUAGUAAAGACAUUAUUUUUUGA